This is a messenger RNA of Erpetoichthys calabaricus (reedfish), 2361 nucleotides long. RefSeq names its product gastrula zinc finger protein XlCGF57.1-like. The record is from RefSeq and is a predicted model, not a curated record. NCBI's taxonomy places the organism in Eukaryota, Metazoa, Chordata, Cladistia, Polypteriformes, Polypteridae. The transcript is spliced from 3 exons. Bases 213 to 2006 code for a protein of 597 amino acids.
GGCUGCCUGAGACUGCCAUGCGAGGCUCGAGUUUGCACUUACAAAGACAAAAGGAAGUUGAAGGAGAGACAGGAAAGAGCGGCCAUCAGGAGGAAUGGAGCUAAAAAUGAGCCUCCUUCCCAAUUCAAACAACCAUGCAGUGAGGGGUCUGUUGACCCCCAGGUCUGAGCUGUCCACUUGACAAGCAAGUCUUUGAGGAGAAAAGCAGACACAUGAAGGGAGAGAAAAGAUUUGCAUGGAACAUGGCCUCCGUCAAAGAGGAUGACAUGAAUGAAAGACUGGAACACCUUAAACAAGAGGACUGUGAGUGGGGCGCACCAGAGGAGGUGUGUGUGAAGCUGGAGGACUGUGAAGGAAGAAUCUUAUGUUUUAAAGAGAAGGAAACCAAGGGAGAGACCGCUGAAGUUAAAGUUGAAGAUUCUGAACAUUUGUCAGUUAGUCCUGCACUGCAAAACCAUGAAAGUGGGAAUAAUUUCAAGCAGCAUGUUUUUGAAGAUGCUCAUUUUAGUUUACAGCCCUCGGUCACAAAUACGGGACAACUGGCUACCAGGCAGAGUUCUAUGGAACUUAAAUCAGAGUUGUCGGAGUUUGACGAGAAAAUCAAUGAAAAAAACAAGAGAGAAGAAGAAGAAGUACAACAGUCACCUAGGAGGGUAGGAAUUAUUUUCCAGGAGGCUGACAGCUUCUUAUCCUCUUCAUUUGCUGAGACUUCUCUACAGCUCAGACUACAGCACAAACAGGACAAGGAGAAGGUAGAAAAAUCAACAGGAGAAUCAGAGAAUUUGACCCCAGCCUUUCUCCAAUGCAGCUCUUAUCCUGCUGCCAGACAAACUAUGAUAGAAGCCAUCAUCACUGACCAACAAAAAGUUCAUAAUACAGAUCAAGAAGCUCAGUACAGAGAGUGCAGAAAAAUGUCCAAAAACAUUCCUGACUGUACAGAUCGCAAGCUGAUUCAUAUGAGACAGAAGCCAUAUGCCUGUUCUGAAUGUGGGAAAAUGUUCUCACGCAGCCAAAAUCUUCACAUUCACAAAAUAAUUCACACUGGAGAGAAACCCCACUGCUGUUCUGAAUGUGGCAAACGAUUCUCACAAAUUGGUGGUCUUCAAAGGCACACAAGAAUCCACACUGGAGAAAAACCUUAUUGCUGUUCUGAAUGUGGCAAGCGAUUCUCUGACAGCAGCGCUCUUCAGAAGCACACAAGAAUUCAUACUGGAGAGAAGCCAUAUUGCUGUUCUGAAUGUGGCAAAAAAUUCACCCAUAGUAGCAGUUUUCGCAUACACAAACAAAUUCACAGUGUAGAAAAACCUUACUGCUGUUCUGAAUGUGGGAAAAGAUUCCUACAAAUAUUUAAACUGCAUCGACAUAUGAGAAUUCAUAUUAAAAAAAAUAUUUGUUGUCCUGAAUGUGGUAAACAUUUUUCUAACAGUAGUGGUCUUUGUAGUCACGGAAGAAUUCAUAUAGGUGAGAAGUGUCCUAGCUGUUCUGGAUGUGACAAGCAUUUAUCAGACAAUAGCAGUUGUAAAAGGCAGAAGAGAAUUCACACAGAAGAGAAACCAUAUUGCUGCCCAGAAUGUGACAAACAAUUUUCACUUAAAUAUAGUCUUCAGAGGCACAGACGAAUUCACACUGGAGAGAAACCUUAUAGCUGCACUGAAUGUGGCAAGUGUUUCCUUGAAAAGAGAAGUCUGAAUAGCCACAUGACAUUACAUACUGGAGAGAAGCCAUAUUGCUGUACUGACUGUGGCAAACGAUUCUCAAUGAAAGACAGUGUUCAGAGGCACAAAAGAAUCCACACUGGAGAAAAACCGUACACCUGCUCAGAAUGUAACAAGCGAUUCUCGGACAGUGGCACAUUUUGGCGGCACACAAGAAUCCACAGCAGAGAGAAGCCAUAUUAUUGUCCUGAAUGUGGAAAAGGAUUCAACCAUAACUGCAAUCUUCAGAAACAUAUAAACAUUCACACCGGAGAGAAAGAGAGCGGGAAAGAGACCUCACUGCAAAUUUAAAAGAGUAAGAGUUGCAGCAGUCCAUGUGAAUUCUCAUAACUGAAGCAUGAGACUUAUUGCGGUCUCGAUAGUAAGCACAAUAAGAUAACUCAGUAAGACAACCCUGAAAAAUAUGAUAGUAAAGAACUAGAAUGAUUAUGCAAAUUACAGAAAGCCAUUGAAAACACCAAUAAAGGGAAUGGAAAGACCUGAGGUAACCACUGGAGAAAUGCAAAUGACAAAUUAGAUUAGCUACUAACUGUGAAAAACCUGGUGGAGACCCCAAACUAACCUUCUGGCUUAAACAACUAAAAAUGUGCUAAUGCAACAAAUUCAGAUGACACUCGAUUGACACUCAGUCUAUCGAUCAAUCUAA